Molecule: messenger RNA, 1645 nt
Organism: Aedes albopictus (Asian tiger mosquito)
Lineage: Eukaryota; Metazoa; Arthropoda; Insecta; Diptera; Culicidae
Exons: 2
Coding region: 1102-1488 (128 amino acids)
Source: RefSeq, a predicted model, not a curated record
CGCAACCCGAUGCACGCAGUUUCGCCAAGGAAGAAACUAUCAAGGUUUUAAACCUGCUAGAGGAAGCCGAAGGAUUUACUGAACUGAGGAAACGUAUAUUUGACUCGGAUGUAGACCAACUCGUAGACGGCUUAAAGAACGUUGAAGCUGGUAUCAGGUGGAGCGAGAUGCUCAAUGCUCUGCAGAAGCUAGUGACAGAGAAGAAGCUGGACAGCGGAGAACGAAUUGUGGGCGUUUUGGAGCAAUGGAAGACCGGUGUAAGGGGACAACUAGACAACGGGUACUUCAACAGGACUUACGGAGAAGGUGUCAACGGUGAAGCUCACAAAGUGGGCGAUUAUGAUGAAGGUGAGUUGGAAUCGAUUCUUGGCUUGGGCGCAAAGACGAACAUCGAUUAUUCAACUCCCACGGUGGAAGGAACAUCAACACCAAAAGUGGAAAUAACGACGAAGAAGUCAUUACUAUCCGGAAUACUUCCUGGAUUGAGCUGGCUUGGUGGCACUGAUAGUAGCAAAAAAUCAACAUGAAUCGUCGAUCAUUUCACAGUCUCAGUAAUACCUCAUAGCACCUUUGUAGAAGACCCACUUUCUAAUCAUCUUUUUGCAGAUCCUCAGCUAUCCAGAGACUACGACACCGAAGAAUUUCACCCAGUAGACGCCAACCACCCCGACAUCGCAUAUCUCAUCCCCCACAUAAUCUAUCAGCUUCGCCUAGGGAACAUAUCCGAACAGGAACAACUUACGAUGGCGGCAAUCUUUGAAGAUCAAUGGCCCCUGAUAGUGGAAGAAGCCUUCCGGUCCGAGCAGGAAGAGUAACAAGGUACCUACAACAAUUUGGGUGCACUUAUACUGCCGCAUUACUGCUGUUUCGUGUUUCCAAAACAGAUAACCUUUUUAUUGUGGGACAGAAAAGCCUUUCUCUUCUCUGUGCGUUUCCUUUUCUCGCAUUCGUCGACGUCGUAGGUAAUUGCCAAAUUGUGCCCUUCAAUAGAUGAUAAUGAAACUCUUACCUGCGGAAACCUGAAAGUUGAGAGGAUGAAAUGUUUUGGACAGCUCAGUUACUCAACAGCACUCGAACGACUCGGAUCAUGCAGAAAACGUAAUGGCAUGCAAAAUACUAGCCUUGAUCAUUGUGAUCUUGAUUGAUUUAGUUCGGACAGCUCCCACGUGGUACAACUACGAAACGUGGAACAACGGCCCCGACCUCACCUACAAAGACUAUCUGAAAAAAGUGGGUGCCUAUCCGAGAAUCUUCCGGUACGGAACCCAUGUGGAUCCGGUCUAUCAAACGGACUACAACAGUUGGUUUGAUCCGGUUCCCAGUUAUCAACAAACAGCUUCCUACCAGCAGUAUGAUGGAAACAGUUGGUGGCAAGACUAUUGGAAUCAACCGGGCUACAUACGGUAUGACGACUCCUAUGAACAGUAUGCUCAGCAGCAGGCCCAGCAAAUGGAACGGGAUGUGUCGGAUAUAUUGUGGCAGUGGUGACGGUGUUGUUAUUCUUAAGUAUUUAUUAUUAGCAGCUGAUGUUGGAUCGUACAGAUUGGAUGAGGUUUAAUCAUGUGAAUAUAUAACAUAAGAUACUUAAAUUUAGUUUAAAAUAAAAACACUACUUGGCAUAAUACAUUAAAAAAAUUGAUCUUUG